AUGCUCGCAGCCCCCCACGCCCACUACCGCGUGUUCCACGGGAACCCAGCGGCAGACUCACUGCACGGAGCGCCACACGACCAGUUCCCCUGCAUACUAAGCUCAAGUCAAGUGGCGACCGCUCCAACGGACCUCCAUGUGCGGGAGUUUGCGCAGCUCGAGGUGCAAGUGAAGGCGCUCCAGCUCCAGACUGCGCAGCGACACGUGCUUUCGAGCGCCGUGGGGGACGCCAACGCAGGCGCACUGGCCGAAUGUUUCCACUUCUACGCGCGUCUCUUUACGGUGGAAUCGUUCGUGUGGCCGGACUUUCUGGCCGCCGUGUGUACGAAACUCGUCGAGCACUUUGCAGCAAGCGAGAACGUGAUCGUCCAAAGUGCGAUUGUGAAAGUGUUUCAGCGCGCGAAAGCCCACGUGGCCCAAGUGAAUGACGCUUCAAAGCUGGUGGGGCAUCUAGUUUCGCCUUUGACACAUAAGACGAGUGUGACGACCCGGACGUUGACGUUGCAAUUAGUUGCGACAAUGCCGUCUUUGCUUGUGCGCGACACGACUGUGCAGCAGCAAAUUAUAGCAAAACUUGCCGCUAACGACCACGACGAACGCUUGGCUGCAGUUCAAGCGGCGAGUGCAUUUAUGCCACUGUUGUCUGCGUUUCGGAAGGAUGUGCUGGCGUUGAGUCUUAAAAAGACGACGACAGGGUUGUGCUGUUUAUUGCCUGGUGCGGUCUCGAGCUCAGUGGAGGCACAACAAACAUGGAGUUAUUGUGCAGAGCUGUACGAGCGUUUUGUGGAUGAUAAGAGCGCAGUAGCAAGCAUUCGUGCUAUGACGAUGUUGACUGCAUCUUUUCCAGGAUUGUUGUUGCCGAUGCAUCAGCAAUUGUUGCAUCACGUGAUUGGUCACGACCCUCGAGUAACUGUCCAGAAUUUUACACUGCUGGUAUCGCAACGACUAGUCGGGAUUGGAAGUACAAUCGACGAGGAGAACCAACUUGCACACGUUCUCGAUGACGUCUUUUCGCACAUUGGAAAUCCGCACGUACUGACGGGUCGUGGAUUGAUGCGUAUCAAAUUGUCGGCUUUGCUCUUGCUUGAAAAGUGGUCCAGCGCCCAUGAAAUAGGUGCAAAGGCCCACGUCCUGCUCCAGGAUAUCAAGAAACUGCUGGCUAGUACCACAGACGAGCGUUUUGGGAAGGCCUAUACAUCAAUUGUUGCAAAUAUUGUUCGACACGAGCUUACAAUUGUGGAGAGAUCGUUGGGGCAGAGUUUAGAUGAGUUGCUGCGGUUGUUGCAUCCGCGCACCACCAUUGCUGCCGAAGCCACAUGGUAUCAUGCGCUAGACGCACUAUCAAAGCUGUGCCGAGACUAUCCUCAGCACCUUGAGACAUGCGUCUCUUCACGUUUGGUGGAAUUGUUGUCGAUUUCUACAAACAACCUACCCUCUACGACUUACAAGUUGCGUAGAACAGCUAUCUUUAUGGCGCUCGGAGCUUUGCGUCGACCAUUAAGUGGCGGUUUGACCCAGAAAGAGCUUCUGAUGUUGCUGGAGGAACUAUCGACAGCCGAGCGAACGAAUGCACCUCAUCUACGUGCUGUCGUCGCUACAUUUUUGCUCUGGACUCAGGAAGUUGUGCUGAUUGGGACUGAAAAAGAUCAAGACAUAGUUGCAAUCUUGGACGAGUUCGAACGGAAACUACUGGAGCCUGAGCUCUACGCGUCUCAUGCCGAGCGGUACGAGCUGGCAAAGUUGGCGAUGCUGCGAGGGCGUUUUGCUCUUGCGUUGCAGCUUCUGAAAGUGAUUGUGGUGAAGACUGACAGUGAGUGCUUUGGUGGAUGGAUGCAUGCUCUUCAGACUCUGUGCGAAGCAGAGUCACGCAUUGCAAGGGACCGGCGAGUACACGUGGAAAAUCUUCACGCGCUUACUCGCACUUGUAUGUACUUACAGUCAGCACGUACCCCAAGCUUUUGCUUCGAUCUGCAGCUGCAUCUAGUCUCGCUCCGACUUGAGUGGAUGCAGCUCCUACAGACAGCUCAGCAACUAGCAGGCGAAGCUGCAUUUACCAGUGUAGCGGGGAGCCCCAUUGGACGAGAAGGGCAACUGAGUACACAAUUGCGCGCACUAGCUUGUAACUAUAAAGCGUUGCACACCUCGUUGCUAGGUGUCGAUCAGCUUGACCUCGACGCACUCCGAGCGCAAGCUGAUUUGUGUGUUCUAUUGGCUUCGGCAGUUGAAGGCUUCCUCUUACUCCGGUCACCAAGCUUGAUUGAUUUCCCGGCACAAUGGAAGACCGUCGACAACAACCACCAGUGGAGUGUUGAAAUGCUGAAAAAUCUUUGCGAGGAUAUUCGUGCGAAACUGGAUCAUCUCGACAAGCUCUCUCCAUCUCGGCAGCCAGGUAUUGGUGCACGCGUGAUGCAGCAAGUUCUUAUUGCGCUUUGCGCUAUUCCUCCGAUACUGCCGAGAAUGUUCUUUCGCUCGCGUUUGCGCAGUGAACGGCGCCUACGCUCUAGCGCCCAGUUCUUAACUUACUCGGAACAUGCAGCCUUUGCGGCAAAGCCGCGUUCACGGUCACAGCUUGGGGUGCCCCUUGGAACUGAUUUUACUAGUGUGUUGAAGGGUGCAUUGGCUUUUUCACCGAGCGCUCGGGGUUAUUGGAGCGAGCGAGUGGAAAGGCUUGAAGUGGAGAUACUUGUGUGUCCGGCUGGAGCCAACGUAAACAGAACCAGCAACGUCAUCGCUAGCUUAUCGGCGUAUGAAGUCGUGGAUGCGUUGGCGGAUGAAACGUUGGUACAGCAUUGCGCUACAGUGAUUCUUCCUCUCGCGUGGAAUCUUAUUGUUGAGUCAACAACUCAUGGCGACGAUCAGGCGAUACUUUACUUGCCAUUGAUGAUGCCGGUGCACGUGAAAGCGACCGACCUGACAGCCAAAGGUUCGUUUGUUUUAUUGGCCAAACUCGCCUUGAUAGAUCGCCAAGGUGAGAGGUGGCCAUUGGCCGCCACAGGGUGUCGGCGAGGCUUUAUCGUGUACUAG
Messenger RNA from Hyaloperonospora brassicae, 3024 nucleotides. The record is from the annotation of a GenBank genome assembly. Lineage: Eukaryota; Oomycota; Peronosporomycetes; Peronosporales; Peronosporaceae.